AUGAGUCACCAGCGUCACUUUUCCGACGCGGCGGUCAAGGAGCCUCACUCUGUGUCCCUCAAGGUUCUCCGGCACGUCUUUUUCCCUAUCCAACUAUUAUAUCAUGGCACCAACCCGACCCCUUUCUUACUCUCCCCCAUCCUCGCCCUCCCCCCAAGCUUCGGCUCGGCAUAUGUUGGGACAACCUUUUCUUGCACCCUCUGCGCGAAUCAUGACAUCCCCCCCCCCAUCGACGGCGGUCCCCCCCUGUCGGUGAAGACGAUCCGGGAUGUCAAGAUCGAAGCAGAGAUGAAGACGCCUUCCUCUCCUACCCUCAUCCCGCUGCUACCCCCCGGGAAUGAUGAGGGAACAGAUCUCAGCCCGGGUGGGACACUCCAAAAGAUUGUGAGUUUUGAUCUACGGGAGGAGGGGGCGCACACGCUGGUGGUGCAGGUUAGUUACUACGAGGCUACGUCGACGAGCGGGAGGGCGAGGAUGUUUAGGAAGUUGUAUCAGUUUGUUUGCAAGGGGUUGUUGGUUGUGCGGACGAAGACUUCUGCGCUUGGGUUGGGGAAGCAGGGGAAUAGGAGGUGGGUUUUGGAGGCGCAGGUUGAGAACUCGGGUGGUGGGGGGGAGACGGGGGAU
Molecule: messenger RNA, 624 nt
Organism: Podospora anserina S mat+
Lineage: Eukaryota; Fungi; Ascomycota; Sordariomycetes; Sordariales; Podosporaceae
Exons: 2
Cellular component (GO): TRAPPIII protein complex
Source: RefSeq, a predicted model, not a curated record